Messenger RNA from Aspergillus melleus, 1200 nucleotides. RefSeq names its product amino acid starvation-responsive transcription factor GCN4 (gene cpcA). Bases 1 to 1200 code for a protein of 399 amino acids. Lineage: Eukaryota; Fungi; Ascomycota; Eurotiomycetes; Eurotiales; Aspergillaceae. Gene Ontology annotation, molecular function: DNA-binding transcription factor activity. Gene Ontology annotation, biological process: regulation of DNA-templated transcription. The transcript has 3 exons. The record is from RefSeq and is a predicted model, not a curated record.
AUGGCUUCCAACACCCCCGCCCCCACAGCCUUUGGCUCAGUUAUCGAAUUCCAACGUCAACAACAACAACAGCUCCCCGCAGGAGGACUUCGUUCUAUAUCCCCCUUGUCCUCAGCCUCGACCCAGGGACUUCUCUGCUCCAGUACCCUCGAUUUGCAGCAGCCGCAGCAGCAACAUCAGCCGCAGCAGCCUCGGCAACUUGCCAGUUCGCCAGUUCAGGUUCCCCGUGUCGCCAGACUUGCCUCGCAGUCUACCGGGUUCCCUCAGUCUUUGUCUCAUCGGUCUAGUCCCUCCAGUCGGAAGCACCUCUUGCGUGUUCACGCUGCCUCUGUGGCUUCGAAUUCUGCGCCGAAUUCCGCCUCUUUGAAUCGCCCACCCGUCCCUUUGUUCCACAGUCCCACCCAUCUUUCGUAUUAUCAGAAUCAGCAGUUGCACCCGACACAUCACCAUCGCAUGAUGUCUACGCCCAACAUGGCUCACGAUCUUCCCGAUCUCUUUGAUUUCUCAACCGACCAAUUCGGGGCGGACUUCGACUUGUCCAUGCUCUCCCCCCAGCAGAUUCCUACCGGCAUCAUGGCGCCCAAGGAGGCCAUGGCAGAUGCCCCGCCGGGGACCAUCUCGCCGAAGGAUUUGCUCAUGGAUGCUUCCGCUCCCCCGUCUACUUCUUUCACCGACCUCAGCACGCCCUCGUUCGAUUCGCCAGGAUACUUCAGCCAAGAUACCUCCCCCAUGUUCGCAACGGACAUGGAGCUGGCUCCUGGUCAUGAGGAGUGGGAUUCUCUCUUCCCCACUCAGGAUGCCUUCCCUGCCUUGCCACUCGACUCGACGACCUUGGACGUGGCCCCCGCUGCCGCCCCCAAGCCCCAGGAGACGGAAGAGGUUCCCAUGCCUUCUCCCAAGGCCAGGUCGCCUUCCAGUGCUCCGUCGCCUUCCUCUCGCCAAGCAACUAAGCCAUCCACCGUGGCUGGUGUCAAUGCUCGUCAGCGCAAGCCCUUGCCGCCCAUCAAGUUUGACUCGUGUGACCCCGUCGCCAUGAAGCGAGCUCGUAACACUGAGGCUGCCCGAAAGUCUCGUGCUCGCAAGCUGGAGCGACAAGACGUCAUGGAGCGUCGCAUUGCCGAACUGGAAAAGUCUCUUGAGGAGGCUGAACAGCGCGAGCAGUACUGGAAGGCUAUGGCUCAAGCUCAAACCCAGGUUUAA